Messenger RNA from Anopheles coustani, 1848 nucleotides. RefSeq lists its product as uncharacterized. The transcript is spliced from 6 exons. Bases 216 to 1580 code for a protein of 454 amino acids. The record is from RefSeq and is a predicted model, not a curated record. NCBI's taxonomy places the organism in Eukaryota, Metazoa, Arthropoda, Insecta, Diptera, Culicidae.
CCUGUGAAUAUUGAAAAACGCGUGGGUAGCUAGUGGAAGUGGAUAUUCAACGUUUUAAUACAAGUAAUUACGUGGCUAAAGGUACGCAGACUACAAUUUACGUGGUUUUUGAAGAAAUACAUUAUUAUCAAAAAUACUUCUCGGCGAGUAAUAAGCGCUGUGUUUGUGACCGCGUGUGUAUACGGUUUUCUGCGCAUUUAACUGCAGAGUUCAAGAUGAUGAACAACGGCAUCAGCAAAAUACAUUUCAUCAACUCCACUGGAAUGUCGCUGAACGAUCGGUUCACAGCCUUUUCCAAAGGUCCUGCCAUGGGAAUGACAGUUUCCGGACUCGAAAGACCUCCUCGCACCCGGUCCAAUUCGGUCUCUAGAAUGGAUUCAAACCGCCUGCUUGUCGAGCGCUGGGACCGUUCGAAUGCAAUGCAGUCAGCCAUGCAGCUAAAGAACACUGCCAUUCGCCGACCCGCUCGUCAGCGGCUUCAGCGAAACACUAUGGCCUUGCAAUUCAAGCGUUCCAUUGAUAAGCUGGAAGGAGGACUGCAACGUUUUCAGCGUUCAAACAGCUUCAAUAAUAUCGCAACAAUGAAUGCGGAUCGUAUUCAGUUGCAGAGGACCCGUGGCAUGACUCCAUCCAUUGCCUCUCGUCUCGGAGGUGGUGGGCAAACGCGACGUGGACGCAGUGUUUCUCGUGGUCGCAGUGCCUCGCGUACUCGCAGCACGUCUCGCGGUCGUCAGCCUUCACUUGGUCGCACAAACUCUCAGCUGGACCUACGUCGCGCCGGAUCGCGUGAACGGCUGCCCCGCGCUACUACCCCACGCACCAAUCUGACCCGCGCCGGAAGCCGCAAUCGUCUGAACGUGGCCACUCUGCUUCGCAAAGCAGUGGCACCCAAUGAUGCCCGCCGACGCCUGCUUCGUAAAACCGCCGUCCAGGCAGUAAAGGCUACCAACAACGGGGCUGCAAAUCGCAGUCGCAGCCGUAGCCGUAGCCGAAGCCGUGUUCGCGCAGCAGCCGCCAUCGCGAACACAAACGCAAACAACAACAAUAACAACAAUGUUGGAAGGGCACGUUCGCGCAAGCGGGCCAGCUCCCGGGGACGAAACGUGCGCUCGGGAAGCGUGAACAGUCGGCUCGGUACGAACCGCACCAACGAGCUGGCCGCCACAGCGGUGGCAAGUGCCCGUGGUGGUGGACGGGUGAGCAAGCGCAGCCAAAGCCGCCGCCGUCGUGGUGUGAAGAAAGCGGCCACUACCGCUGUAGCCGCCGUCGGUACGCGCGUCGGACGCCCCCUGAAGAGAGAAACUGGAAGGAAGGGAGCAGGCGGAAAGGCACAACAGCAGCAGGCUAAUGGCAACAAAGCUGCUAACGGCGCAUCCAGACGAGGACGCUCUCGAUCGCGUCGUGCAAACUCACGCGUUCGUGGACGCAGUGCUUCGAAAAAUCGCACUCCUCUAGCGAAGAAGGAACCGAAGAGCCGCGAGGAGCUGGACAGUGAGCUGGAUCAGUACAUGGCAAACACUCGGACCUUGGACAAAGAGAUGGAAGAGUACAUAAAUGGUACGGGCACGUCACGCAUCUAAACGCAUCGGAAGCAUUUCGAAUCGAACCGGCAGCGCUCUUCGUUCCGCGGAACCAUCCUGUAGAAGUAUCCCGACCAAUGAGCGGGAGAAGAAUACAAAAUCUUUCAGUUUUGUUUUAAGACUACACGUCCACCCGAGACAAACGCCCCCGGGUGACGUAGAAUAUCAAUGUUUAACGAAACAAACUCAAACAUCAUGUGUAAAUAAGACUCGCAUAGUUUUUAAUGAUCACUAUUAAAUAAAUAAUAAACGAAUUCUUUUAAAAACA